AUGAAUAGAUACUCUUUGAAUGUUUAUCAAGUAGUUUGCUUGGUUAUUGGUUUGGGUUGUGUCUGGUGUAGUUCUGAUAGGAAGUCAGAUAAGAUGUGGUUGUUUGGUAUAUUUAAAAGGAUCCUGUUAAAUCUAGAUAGUAAAAUGGCAACGGGUUGUGUUGAGAUAACCAAUGCAAUAGACGAGCUGAAAGUCUUAAGCGAGAAUCAAACAAAGCAAAUAGAUCAAAUAAAGCAGUGCCAACAGAACCUUGAGAAAGAAGAACAAGAGGCUUCUGAGAACAUGAACUCAACCCAAAGCGAUUGCAGCUUCUCUGACAAAUCAAAGAAUCUAGUCGAACAAAAGAAGAUUAACUUGAUAUCUCAACUAGUCAGAGAAGAAGUAGUACAGAAAAGUAUUGAUGUAUUUAUCCGGCAACUAAGUGAAUGGUUAGAUGAAUGUAAGAAUGGCCUGGCGUCAGAGAUAUUGCAAGCGACGGGCAUAGAUAAGAUGGAAAAACUAUUAGAACGACUAGAACAAAUGAAGAGUCGCUUCAUGCACAUACGAAAACGACUCCUCGAAUUAAAAAGAAGCGAAGUUGAAGAUGAGCUAAUCAUAAUAGGUGCCCGAUGCGAUUCCCAUGAAUUAAAACGCCGAUUCGCUACGAUCAUGGUAACAGAACUAAUGAAAAUAAGACCUAAUAUUAAUAGGUUAGACCGGAACUAUCUAACUCAAGUUAUGGAAUCAAAGAUAGAUCAAUUCUUGAUAAAUGAUGAACCCAAAAGCCCCGACAACAUAUCUAGGAUAAUUGAAGAAGCGCUAGUUUGGCUUGAUGGUAGGUCUAAAGAAAUGGAAGUCAAAAGUGAAAGUGAAAGUGAACAGAAGCCCACUGGUUCAGAACCAUCCAAUUCAAGAACUCAAUUAAGCAAUCCCCAAACUAACGAAUCUGGCAUGGACGGCAAGCUUCAUUCAGGUAGGAAGUCUGCUGACCAAGAUUCUACGUCAUCUUCUGAUAGCGAUAUAAUUCAACUAUCCGAGUUGGAUCAAAAGGAUUGUACACUUAAGUUAGACCCAAAGCAAGAAAAGCUCCUUCAUAAGUUUAUAAGUCGCAGUGACCAGUACGUAUUAGAAGAUGAAACCCGCCCUGUUUGGAGAAUGUUUGAUAUCAACGAAGAUAAUCAAUCCAGAAAGUAUGGACUAUCUGGCAUUGCGUUGCAAGGUAGAGAUUGGGCUUUGCUGGACUUUGAUUGGAAAGAAAGUGAAGUGAUGAAGUUACUAGAUGUCUUAAAGAAGUUCAGUAAAUUCAUACUCAAUACGAAAAGUAUCUGGCUACAGACUCCUUACAACUCUGCAGGUUGGUUGGUCCUAUCCCAGCUUUUAACACUGUUCGAAAACCCUGAGUUGAGUGCUAUGAAGAAACCUCUUGAGAUUCUUAUCUUUUUGCCGUAUAGAACUUGCCCUUCUUUGGAGUCAUCAUUCAAUGAUGACAAGAAACGAGAGCAGUUCCGAAACCAGAUUAAGGAGAUCGAAGAGUCGCGAUACAUUAUCAGCAUGAGUAUUCAUGAACUCACAUCAAAUGUGCAGGAGUUCAUUUGGCCACUAGCAACCCAUUUAUCAAUGUCCGCAAUAGGUAUAUUCCUCCCCCAAAUGGACAAGAUAGACUUUCUUAACGAUGUCAACUGGAUAGACCGAUUCACCCUCAAAUUAGAAUUAGACUACCAAAAGGAGAAUACUAUUGUUAGUUUAGGAGCCAGGACCGCGAAAGGCAAAGAUCUUCCAACUUGUGAAUGCCUAACUAUUAAGACUAACCUUUCAGUCCGAGACCAACCGUCUAACAGCCCCACAAAGAUUUGUGUUACAGGCCUUACUGAAUACCUUCAACCCAAUUCUUUUGAUGAGGAUGGCAGGCCCUUAAACACUUUAUUACAGGUGUCCCCUGACAUUUCAACAUCUCCAUGA
This is a messenger RNA of Nematocida homosporus, 1938 nucleotides long. RefSeq lists its product as uncharacterized. The transcript has a single exon. NCBI's taxonomy places the organism in Eukaryota, Fungi, Microsporidia. The record is from RefSeq and is a predicted model, not a curated record. The coding region runs from base 1 to 1938 and encodes 645 amino acids.